UUUCUCUCCAGGCGGGGAAGAGGCGACGAAACUGAGGGCUGAGGGUGGAAGGCGGCGCGAAGAGGCUGUGCGCGGGACCCUUUUCAUGCGCGCUGUUGUCUCCCUGCCGCCGCCCUCGUCUCGUUGCCGCAGUACCUCCUCGCUUCCUUUUCAGUUCGGACUCGUCGCUCUGUUCCUUCUCUUUCUGCUUCGUGGCCGCGGUGUCGCCUGGUGUUUUCUGCCCUUCCUUUUCUUCGCGACAACAUGGGUAUCUCUCGUGACAGGCGGCACAAGCACCGCCGCACUGGUGGGCGGAUGCCUGUUCACCAGAAAAAGAGAAAGUUCGAACUCGGCAGGCCGCCCGCCAUGACCAAGUUGGGCCCGAAGCGUGUUCGCCCCGUCCGCUGCCGCGGAGGAAACAUGAAAUACCGUGCUCUCCGCCUCGACACUGGAAACUACUCCUGGUCGUCGCAGAAGAUCGCGAAAAAGACUCGUCUGUUGGGUGUCGUAUACAACGCCUCCAACAACGAACUUGUCCGCACGAACACCCUGGUGAAGAACUCUAUCGUCGCGAUUGACGCCACUCCCUUCAAGGCCUGGUUCCGCUCCUUCUACGGCUUGGACUUGGGAAAGAAGAAAGCCGGCCAGGAAGAAGAGGGCAGCAGGAAAGUCUCCAAGCACACUCUCUGCCUGCAGAACAAGCACCGCCAGCAGGGCGUGCCGAAGCUCGACCCCCUUCUUGAGGAACAGUUCAACACUGGACGCCUGCUUGCGUGCAUCAGUUCUCGCCCUGGCCAGUCCGGGCGCGCUGAUGGAUAUAUCCUCGAGGGUGAGGAGUUGAUGUUCUACAAGCGUAAGAUGGACAAGAAGAAGCACAAGUAAACGACGCAUUAACGAUAGGAAAGAACGCGAAACGGAAGACAGAUCUCCUGUACGGAAAGAAGAGGACGCCGGUGUAACAGUUGCAUCCGUUUCUUUGUACCGCAAAGAACUACUUUUUUCUGUCGUGGGGCAAAUUCUGUUUCUGCAUGCGUCUCCCCGCUUCUUGUCUCUGUCUGUUUUCUCUAGUCAUCCCCUCUGUGGCGGAACAACCACGAAAACUCUUAAUUUCUCUGUCGUCCGUACAAUCAUGUGAGGCGAGAGUCCUCCCAAGUCGGUCUCUCGACUGACAGCAUCCACAGCCUACUGACAGUGAUACAGUCACGCCGAACCUACCGUCUUAUUUCGCCAAGACAAAGAGGAGAAACGCGCAGUCCAGCGCUAUCUGGCUGAACUAAUGGUGGGUUGAUAGUUUUUUGUUGUCCCUUAAUAAUUUCGGAUCCCUAUCUGAGGUUUGACCUUUGAAUUCUCGAGCGUUAACCCGUAUCUAUAGUUACGGCCCCUUCGUGGUACCCCACAGGCACGCACGCAUCCAAUUCACGAAACUGUUGUGGACACAUUGGCAUUGGUGGAGACGAGAAGUCAACCGUGGAAAACAACGCAGGAGGCCAGCUGCUUUCGAGUUUGAUGCACACGAAGGUAGCAAGCUCUGCGAGUCUGACAAGGGAACAGUCACCAGCACGCAAAUAAACGUAUGUCCGUACAAAACUACGCAUCUAUGUAUUACGUAUAUAGAUGUGCCUGAACAGACCGGGACAGAGAACAAUGCCGAGCACCGUUCCAAAGACGCGCGCGUGGCCG
Toxoplasma gondii ME49 is the source of this 1659-nucleotide messenger RNA. It is a transcript of the gene RPS8, whose product is annotated as ribosomal protein RPS8. Bases 244 to 861 code for a protein of 205 amino acids. Gene Ontology annotation, cellular component: ribosome; cytosolic small ribosomal subunit. NCBI's taxonomy places the organism in Eukaryota, Apicomplexa, Conoidasida, Eucoccidiorida, Sarcocystidae. Gene Ontology annotation, biological process: maturation of SSU-rRNA from tricistronic rRNA transcript (SSU-rRNA, 5.8S rRNA, LSU-rRNA); translation. The record is from RefSeq and is a predicted model, not a curated record. Gene Ontology annotation, molecular function: structural constituent of ribosome. The transcript has 4 exons.